Molecule: messenger RNA, 1604 nt
Organism: Cyprinodon variegatus (sheepshead minnow)
Lineage: Eukaryota; Metazoa; Chordata; Actinopteri; Cyprinodontiformes; Cyprinodontidae
Product: keratin, type I cytoskeletal 19-like
Exons: 9
Coding region: 56-1363 (435 amino acids)
Molecular function (GO): structural molecule activity
Source: RefSeq, a predicted model, not a curated record
AGAGCAGUCUCCUGUUGCAGGCCUUCAUCUCCUCCUCCUGCAGCCCAGUAACAUCAUGUCUGUGUCUGUCAGCCAGCAGAGCUUCAGCUCCAGCUCAUCUGCCAUAGGAUGGAUGCAGCAGCGCGCACCCAGCGGGCCUUUUCAAAAACGCGCACCCAGCGUGUAUGGAGGAGCGGGCGGCUACGGGACGCGCAUCUCCAAUGGGUCCUCUUCUAUCUCCUCUGUCUUCAGCUCCAAUGGCUCUCUAAGCACCGGGGCAGACUUAACUGGGAUCAACGGUGGGAAGAUCACAAUGCAGAACCUCAAUGACCGUCUGGCCUCUUACCUGGAGAAGGUUCGCUCUUUGGAGGAGAGGAACAGGAGGCUGCAGCUAAACAUCGAGGAGUUCUGUGUGAAGAACACAUAUAUAACCAAAGACUACAAGUCCUACUUUUCCACCAUUACUGACCUGAAAGCAGAGAUCGCAAGAACAAUUUCAGAGAACCAUGGAUUGCGUCUGCAUAUUGACAACUCCCGAUUUGCAUCAGAGGACUUUAAAAUGAAGUAUGAGAUGGAGGUUAACUUGCAGAAGACAGUGGAGGCUGAUGUGUUUCGUCUCCGAGGGAUCCGGGACAGCCUGACUCUCAGCAUCAGCAACCUGGAGAUGAGUGUGGAGGGGCUGAAGGAGGAGUUAAUCUGCAUGGCCAACAGCCACAAGGAGGAGAUGGAGAAGCUGAAACUCCAGGGCUCUGGGAAAGUUAACGUGGAGGUGGACAACACAGGGUCCUCUGACCUGAUGAGGGUCUUGCAGGAGAUGAGGGAGCGCUAUGAAACCGUAAUGAAAGACAACAAGCUGGAGGUCGAGAAGUGGUUCCAGUCCAAGAUGGAAACUCUCCAAAACCAAAUCAUCACCUGCAAGACAGAGGUGAAGACGUAUCAUUCUGAGAUUUCAGAGCUGAAGAGGACCUACCAGUCUCUAGUGAUAAGCCGACAGUCUCUGUACACUGAGGUUGAGUGCCUGCAGCAGAAUGUCUCUGAGGUCAACACGCAGUACUCUGUUCAGCUCAGCCAGUACCAGUCGAUCAUCACCACUCUGGAGACAGAGCUGCAGAACAUGAAGGCCUCUCUGCAGCAGCUGCAGAACAACUACAGCGUGCUGCUGGAGCUUAAGCCAAGGCUGGAGAAGGAGAUUGAUGAGUACAGAAGGCUGCUGGAAGGAGAGGCAUAUGAGCAAAAGAAGGUUGUGAUCAUCAAACAAGUGAGGGAGGAAGUUGAAGAGCAAAAACCUCACAUUGAGAAGAGAGUGAAAACCAUCAUAGAGCAAAUUAUUGAUGGAAAGGUUGUGUCCCACUCUGUGGACACCCAAGUGCACACCAUUCAGUGACCUAUCUGCCUCUUCUAAAGCCUGUUAAGUUAGUAAUUUGUGUGUGCUUUUGUCAGAACUUUUGGUAUUUUCUUUUGAGUUGAAAUAAGUAAAACACUGGAUUUAUCUGAGAGUCUUUGUGUCAUAAAUGUGUAUAAAUUUCACCCCCAAUCAUUAAAGAUGUCAAACAUAUUAAAAGUAAGUGUUUUAACUGUCUUCCCUUUAAAUAGUGAUCCUGACAUAAUAAAAAGUAAAUUUAAUA